This is a messenger RNA of Perca flavescens (yellow perch), 2389 nucleotides long. RefSeq names its product solute carrier family 30 member 4 (gene slc30a4). The coding region runs from base 321 to 1652 and encodes 443 amino acids. The transcript is spliced from 8 exons. Lineage: Eukaryota; Metazoa; Chordata; Actinopteri; Perciformes; Percidae. Gene Ontology annotation, molecular function: zinc ion transmembrane transporter activity. Gene Ontology annotation, biological process: zinc ion transmembrane transport; response to zinc ion. Gene Ontology annotation, cellular component: plasma membrane. The record is from RefSeq and is a predicted model, not a curated record.
UGUUGUUGGAAAAAAAAAAAAUGUCAUGUGUCUCCUACGUCAUCACGUGACUGUGGGAGAAACCAAACUUGCUAGUGUUGCUUCUUGAUGCGGAGGUAGCAGUAGCUAGUGUUCCGACUCUGAUGUUUACACCACUAUUACCAUGACAGUCUUUAAUUCAACGGCGAACUAAGUUAGUACAUUCGUAAAGUACAUCUAUUAGGUGCUUGCAUGCAGUAGAAAUGCAAGAUUUCAACCUACAAAGAUGUGAUUGAUUACCUAGGAGGACAGUUACUUACAGACAGUCACAGAGCCCACCCGGAUAUACCUAGUCGUUAAAGAUGUCAGGUGGGAACCUGUUGAGCAAGGUGCGGUCAGCCUUUAGGAGAGAGCGGAGCGACUGGGACCUGAGCGACACGGCGCCCUUUGACUUCUCCGACGAGCUGGUGGACGAUGACACGCCCAAAUUCAACAAGCUGAAGGUUGUGGUCUCCGGAGAGAUGUCCGACUACUCUGCCGGAGCUCCGUCCAACGGCGUGGCGGUGAACACGCUGGUGAUGGCAGAUGAUGAUGACUCCCUGCUGGACUCUUCUUCCAGCCUGGGCAGCCCAGCUGGGUUAAACAUGGACCCCUGUGACAGCUGCACCAAGAAGAGGGAAAGGAUCAAACACAAGAGAGUGAUGAAAAGGCUCAUCAUUGCAGCUUUGCUCUAUUUCCUUUUCAUGACAGGUGAAAUCAUAGGUGGUUACUUGUCAAACAGCUUAGCCAUUAUGACUGACGCUGUGCACAUGCUAACCGAUGUGGUGGGCAUUUUGUUUUCUCUGCUGGCUCUCUGGCUCUCCACCAAACCUCCCACAAGAAGAUUCACAUUCGGACUGCACCGCCUUGAGGUGGUAUCGGCAGUCCUCAGUGUGGUGCUCAUCUACAUUCUGACGGCCAUACUGCUCUAUGAGGCGGUUCAGAGGACGGUACACCAAGAAUUCGACAUAGAUGGAGAUGUCAUGCUCAUCACUGCAGCUGUGGGUGUGGCUGUCAACCUCAUAAUGGGUUUCUUGUUAAACCAAGAUGGUCACCUCCACUCUCACGGCCAUGGUCACUCUCACGGCCAUGGUCACUCUCACGGCUCUGCAGCUGCCUCAAGUUUACAGUCAGCUGGGUCAGGUCAGCAGCAGAGGCAGCACGGCAGCCUGGCUGUAAGAGCUGCCUUCAUCCACGCUUUGGGAGACCUCGUCCAGAGUGUCGGGGUGCUCAUAGCCGCCUACAUUGUCCGCUUCAAGCCAGAGUUUAAGUUGGCAGACCCCAUCUGUACCUACAUCUUCUCUGUUCUGGUUCUCUUCACCACAUUCCGCAUCAUACGAGACACAAUAGUCAUCGUGCUGGAGGGUGUUCCCAGGCAUCUGGACACCCGGAGAAUCAAAGAGGACCUUCUGAAGCUGGAGGACGUCCAAUCAGUGGAUGAGCUGAAUGUCUGGGCGCUGACAGCUGACAAGACUGCAGCACUGGUGCACCUGCAGCUCACGCCCUCUAGCGCCAGCAACUGGGAGGACGUGCAGGCGAAGGCUCGCCACCUGCUGCUUCACACCUACGGUCUCACCAGGUGCACAGUGCAGGUCCAGACACACAGGCUGAGGCCGGUACGCAGUUGUACACACUGCCAGCAGCCCAGUGCCUAAAGAGAGAAACUCGUGUCUACAUUGACUUCCACAGUGCAUUUCGUGGAGCCAGACGGCAGAGAGUACAGUACACAGAGGGCCUGGAUGUCGCACCGCUGUCACAGCUCAGUGCCAUAGCAGGUGCCAAUAAACGGUAUGUAAAUGCAAAAAAACAAAAAGACUGGUGCCAAAGGACAGAAGAUGCACAUUUCCAAUUAAAAGGUCACUACAGCCUCCAGGGACCUUAGGCUCGCAAAGCUUAGAGUCUCAGCAGAAAAGAAUGAAUACGAAAAAAAAUAUGCUCUUAAUUCACCAUUAAAGCCUAUUUUAACAAGUAACUUUUUUGUAUUUGACUGUUUGAUUUAUCACAACUUAUGUUUUGUCAUCAAAUGUAAUUUUUUUUUUACUAGGUGUAAGGACGGUAUACUAGGAUUUGAUUAUUUUACUGAGGAAGGCAGCACAUUAAAAAACCUUGUUAUUUGAUAAAAACUGUUUUCACAGUGCAAAUACUGUAAGCUGUCCUCACCACAGGCAAACGUGAGGCACGUUAUCAUUGUGUCCUUUAGUAGACAUGAUAUCUCAUUAAACACACUUAAUCAUUAUUUUCUUCAGCCAAAGUCUGUUGUAAGGCAGAUUUUUAAAAAAAAGAUCUUAAAGCUGUCUGCACCGACCAACUCUUAAAAUGCCAACACUUUUAUCACUGACAUUUUAUUUCUAGCAUGUCUCUUAAUUAAUUGUGGGGAGCACGCAACUGACAA